CGCAGCGUUCCGAAGGUCGAACAGCUCAUACAGUUGUCCUCCAGCCUCCUUCGUUCUUUUCUGUUUGCCUUGUGCCCUUCCUCACUGGAUUACCUUGUUGCCCGAAGCUGUUUCGGCGUCUUACAUCUCUCAUAGACUUGUCCCUGAGGAGCUCAGGAGGCAUGCAAAAUUCUCGACGGAUUUCAUUGGGCGCUCGGUAAUCAGCGGCGGCGAACAGCGCGCUCCGGACACGCGGGUAAUGCUGGAGCGGGCUUCGACAUGUCUCGAAACCGGAGGGCGACACCUUUUGCGAACACCGAAAUCAUGUUUGCGCAAUCGCCGAGCGUUGCACUCGACGUUCUGGCGCCACGGCGGCAGCGACUUAAGCCUGCCUGUCUGGUGGGCGUCCGUCGGUCCCAACGAUCGAACCGACGGUGACAUUGACUCUACCUCGGGUCCGGCUCUGUCGACUGAGUCACGGAAGCAGGAGACUCAACUGCUCGACUUUCUGUAUCCUGAAAAGACUCUUGCCUUGUUGCAGCGGAUUUCAAAAUACAACAACGAUGCGGUUGAGACUCGCCGGAAGCAACAGCUCAAUGGGUUCGGCAUCCGGCACUUCUCCACUAGUCCUUGGAUGGCCCAUCAAUUGACUCGGAAAACCACAGAGAUUGAUGGAAAGGCCUUGCAGAGAGAACUGGAGGAGAGGUUGAGAGAGGAAACCCCUCCGAAAGCGCUGCAGGCCCUGCUGGAUUCAUCCCAGGAGCCUAAGGCGGAACUGGCAUGGAACAUGUAUCUCUCUGUCCCGGAACCCGAGCGCAGUACGGAACUCAGAGUUCAUCUUCUUGAAUAUCUUAUGCGAGGUAAAUUCACGGAUCCAAACGGUGUGCUCGAUGUGUUUAACGCACUUCCGCGCUCUGCUCGUAGAGCCUCCUCAUUCAGAGCCGCGAUAUCCGCCCAUCUUACCCUAGGUAUGGUUGGAUCGGCUGUACAGCUCCUUGAAGAAGCAGCUUCAACGGAUAUCGGCUCCGACAUUGACAUCGGCACGGACAUGGUUCUCGGUUCCGCCGUGCAAGACAAUCAGUGGGAUCUCGGCAUACGUGUUCUCAAGAGCUUCAUGUCUCUUGCCUCUCGCAACCAUUUCGAUCUCUCUGGACUUUAUUCUGACCCCAAACGACAGAAGUCGGAGUUCAACGUGGUUUGGGGCCGGGUUGCGCAACUUCCGUAUUUGCGCGGUCACAUGGACAACUUUCUUGUGCACCUCCAGACAUUCAGCCACGAGCUGCAAUCGACCGAAGGGAAUCGAGAAGUCCUACGACAUUUCGUAAUGGGCAUGGGCGUUGAGACCACAGAUCAAGUCCUCAAUGCUCGGCCUGUAGACGAAGAUGCAAUCGGCGAGUUUCUUCUAACUCUCUUUCGGAGAUUGCGCACGUUGGGCCAUUCCAAUGCGGGCUUGUACGAAUAUGUCAUUCGACGGAUGUUGCAAAUUCCGAGAUACCGGGUGUAUUCCAAUCAACGCAAGAGUUAUCUUACCAUCUACCGUAUGUAUCGGGACGAGUGUGAGGCAGGCUCGAUGCUCUCAGCGCGGCCGUCAAAGGAGCUGUUGCGAGAGAUGCUCGUCCAAGUUGGCAAGCACCGUAGCAGCAAAUACCUCACGAAGAUCGUGGGCGAUUUUCGCUUGUUCUACCCUGGCAAGAGUCUGCCCUACAAGAUGCUCAGAUAUGUUCUGGAUUAUUAUGCCGGACUCGGGAAAGUGGAUGAAGUCCACAAGUACUUCGAUGAGUUCUACAAGGCCUACCGACCUCAAGUCGAUGUGGCAAUUUUGACAGCACUCCCAUACGCCUAUGCAAGACGAGUCGACAUUGAAGGAACUGAGAAGCAGUUCGCAAGAAUUUCCCAAGAGUUUGGAAUGACACCCGACAUCGUUGCGUGGAACGUAUUGCUCCAUGCCUAUACUAGGGCAGAUAACCUAGAUGGGGCUUUGGUGUGCUUCAAUAGGAUCCUUGAAUCUGGUACGGUUCCCAACGUGAGGACAUUCGGCCCUCUAUUGGAUCUGUGUGCCGCAAGAGGAGACAUAGAGGCUUACGAUGCCCUCUACGCUAGAGCAGAACAACUUAAUGUGCCUAUUCGGGCCGACGUCAGAGCAAGGGCAGGUUUCGUCCAAGCCCUCCUGAACUUCGAUGAUCCAGAGGGUGCAGAAGCGACUGCUCAGUCGAUGUUGAGGCAUCAGCAGUCGGGAUUGCUCCAAGGCAGUCUUACCCAUACUUGGAACAUGUUGAUUCAGUAUUACGCCUUGAAAGGGGAUUUGGAAAAUACCCGACGUCUAUACAGGGAGAUGCUUGAAAUGAAGAUUCCCCUGGACGAGUGGACUUACGCGUCGCUAAUGCGAGCCCUGAUCGAGGUCAAGCAAACCAAUGCGGCCUACAAGAUUUUGCGGGUUACGAUGCCGAACAAUAACAUACAAGUCCAUGCAUUCCACUACGCGCUUGUCAUCAUCGGGUUCCUCCACGAGCGACAGUAUAAGCAUGCUCUGCAUGCAAAUAAACGGAUGAAAGAUCGCAACGUGCCGCAAACCGCGGCAUCACGCAUGGCCUCUCUCCAAGCCACUGCCAUAGCAGAGCUUCACGCGCUCAAGAAGGCCAGAGAUCCAGAUCCGCGCCGGCGGCUAGCGGAGGUAGAAAAGGAGAUGCGGGAAAUCCUGCUUUCCGACUAUCAGGCCGACGUCGCUUUGCGGGAGCCGAGUCACGCUCGUCUCAUUGACGCAAGGCACCAUAGCGCGCCUGAGGGGUACUUUGGGUUUUUGAUUCUGCUCUAUGGUGCACGGGGGGCGUACGACAUUUGCAAGGAGUUAUUCCAAGCCGCGUCUAUAGCGCGUCCCGUGGCGGCCAACUACGAAGCUCCCAUUACUCUACUCACUGCUAUCAUGGACGCCCAUCUGAGAGCGAAAGAGUAUGACGAGGUGGACAAGUGCUGGAAGCUGGCUCGGUCGCAGGCCGACAAACUCGUCAAAACCUUGCAACAAAUCAUGGAUCCUCCCACUCCCAAACCCACGAACGACUCUCUCCUCGACCCCGAGAUUGAAAAGCAGGCGGCGAACUCGACGAUAGCCAGAAACCGCCGCCAGGUGCUCAUCCUCGCCAUGCGCCUCUACAUCCGCAGCCUGCUCCAACGCCCAGACGAAGACGGCCAAUUCCUCACCCAAGCGCAGCGCACCAUCAAAGACCUCCUCACCAGUGGCUUCGCCAUCGACAACAUUGCCUGGAACGAAUUCAUCCAGGAGCUCUGCAGCCGCGGUCGCCUCAUCGACGCCUUCACCGCCUUUGAAACAUACCUCAUGCCCGAGUUCCCCGGCUGGCGCAACCUCAGCCCCGUCUACAUUCGCAAGGACCAACCGGGCCACAAGUGGAUGGAGCUGCGGCAUACCGACGUGAAGAAGCAGUCCAUGUUCCCGCGGUACAAGACGCUGGUGGUCCUGGCGCGGGCGUACGCGGGCGUCAGAGAGCAGGAGGCGAAUGGGAUAGGGUACGAUCCUGAGAUGGGCGGGUGGACGAGGGAGAUUCUGGAGAAGUUGGCGCCCAUGACGGUGGAUGCGAUUGUGACGAUGCCGCGGACGGGGGAUGUGCUGCAGAGGCAGUAUCUGGCGGGGUUGUUGUAGGGAUCUUGAUGUUGGUGUUUUUGGUUUGUAGGUAUGUGUCUUGUGUUAUGUAUAUAUAUAUGCAGGUGCCCUUUUGUCACGGGAGGCUUCUUGCUCUUAUGGAAGAUGUUGUAGGAUAGGUAUACUAUGUACGGCCUGGGGAACGUACUGUAUACGCACCAUGUACGCUCAUUGCAUGAGGGAGUGGAAAGGUACUUCGUAUCGGCAAGCUCUGAAUGAUUCAAAUAUG
Westerdykella ornata is the source of this 3860-nucleotide messenger RNA. RefSeq lists its product as uncharacterized. Gene Ontology annotation, molecular function: protein binding. The record is from RefSeq and is a predicted model, not a curated record. The coding region runs from base 239 to 3631 and encodes 1130 amino acids. The transcript is spliced from 2 exons. Lineage: Eukaryota; Fungi; Ascomycota; Dothideomycetes; Pleosporales; Sporormiaceae.